This is a messenger RNA of Saimiri boliviensis boliviensis (Bolivian squirrel monkey), 2338 nucleotides long. RefSeq names its product glucocorticoid modulatory element binding protein 1 (gene GMEB1). Lineage: Eukaryota; Metazoa; Chordata; Mammalia; Primates; Cebidae. Gene Ontology annotation, cellular component: nucleus. Gene Ontology annotation, biological process: regulation of transcription by RNA polymerase II. The record is from RefSeq and is a predicted model, not a curated record. Gene Ontology annotation, molecular function: RNA polymerase II cis-regulatory region sequence-specific DNA binding.
GAAGCCCGGCCUGGCGGCGGCGGUGGCGGUAGCUGCCGUGGCGGCCUCUGCGCAUGCUCCGUCGCCCGCCCGCCCUGGCCGCUCGCCGCCCGCCCGCCCGACGGAGACGCAGCCCCAGCUAUCUGACUUCAUGUGAAAGAUGGCUAAUGCAGAAGUGAGUGUCCCAGUGGGGGAUGUGGUUGUAGUACCCACUGAAGGAAAUGAAGGGGAGAACCCUGAAGACACUAAAACUCAAGUGAUCUUGCAGUUACAGCCUGUGCAACAAGGUUUGUUUAUCGAUGGACACUUUUACAACAGGAUAUAUGAAGCCGGGUCGGAGAACAACACGGCAGUUGUAGCAGUAGAAACGCACACGAUACACAAAAUUGAAGAAGGGAUUGAUGCAGGUACUAUAGAAGCAAAUGAGGAUAUGGAAAUUGCUUACCCCAUAACUUGUGGGGAGAGCAAAGCCAUCCUCCUCUGGAAGAAGUUUGUGUGUCCGGGAAUAAACGUGAAGUGCGUCAAGUUCAAUGAUCAGUUGAUCAGUCCCAAGCAUUUUGUUCAUCUGGCUGGCAAGUCUACUCUGAAGGACUGGAAGAGAGCUAUUCGUCUGGGUGGGAUCAUGCUCAGGAAAAUGAUGGACUCCGGACAGAUUGAUUUUUACCAACAUGACAAAGUUUGCUCCAAUACCUGCAGAAGCACCAAAUUUGAUCUUCUGAUCAGCAGUGCAAGAGCUCCAGUGCCGGGACAGCAGACAAGUGUGGUGCAGACACCCACUUCGGCUGAUGGUAGCAUCACACAGAUUGCCAUCUCAGAAGAGAGCAUGGAAGAGGCAGGGCUGGAAUGGAACUCAGCUCUCACUGCUGCUGUCACCAUGGCCACGGAGGAGGGUAUAAAGAAGGACUCAGAGGAAAUUUCAGAGGACACUUUGAUGUUCUGGAAAGGAAUAGCUGAUGUAGGGCUGAUGGAAGAGGUUGUCUGCAAUAUACAGAAGGAAAUAGAGGAGCUACUCAGGGGAGUUCAGCAGCGGCUCAUCCAGGCUCCUUUUCAGGUCACAGAUGCUGCUGUUCUCAACAAUGUAGCACACACAUUUGGUCUAAUGGACACAGUCAAGAAGGUUUUAGACAACAGGAGGAACCAAGUAGAGCAGGGAGAAGAACAGUUUCUCUAUACUCUGACAGACUUGGAACGCCAGUUGGAAGAGCAGAAGAAGCAAGCCCAGGAUCACAGGCUGAAAUCUCAGACGGUUCAAAAUGUGGUACUGAUGCCUGUGAGCACUCCUAAGCCUCCAAAAAGGCCCCGGCUCCAGCGGCCAGCCUCCACCACUGUCUUGAGCCCUUCUCCUCCUGUCCAGCAGCCUCAAUUCACAGUCAUCUCACCCAUCACUAUCACCCCAGUGGGUCAGUCAUUUUCCAUGGGCAAUAUUCCAGUGGCCACCCUCAGCCAGGGCUCCAGUCCUGUGACUGUCCACACUUUGCCUUCUGGCCCUCAGCUCUUCCGCUAUGCCACAGUGGUCUCCUCUGCCAAGAGCAGCUCACCAGACACAGUGACCAUCCACCCUUCAUCUAGCUUGGCACUACUGAGCUCUACUGCCAUGCAGGAUGGGAGUACACUGGGCAACAUGACCACCAUGGUGAGCCCUGUGGAAUUGGUGGCCAUGGAGUCCGGCCUAACCUCGGCAAUUCAGGCUGUUGAAAGCACCUCAGAGGAUGGGCAGACCAUCAUUGAGAUUGACCCAGCCCCAGACCCAGAGGCUGAAGAUACUGAGGGCAAAGCAGUCAUCUUGGAGACAGAGCUGAGGACUGAGGAGAAAGUUGUGGCUGAGAUGGAGGAACACCAGCAUCAAGUUCACAAUGUGGAGAUUGUGGUCUUAGAGGAUUAACUGGGGAUCUCAGGGCCAGGAGUUAUGUUUUGAUUUGGAAUUUUAAUUAUUUGUUUAUUUUUAUCAUUGUCCCAUUCAUUUCCACAUAGGACCCUUUUUUUAAAAAAAAAAACAAAAAACAAAAUCUUAUUGUUAUAACUGAAAAUGUUGGGUUCCUCCCACUCCCUCAUUGAAAACUGGACAAAACAAGCUGCCCUUUCAGAAGUUGAGAGUAGAUAAUUCAAUGUCCUAAUCAUCUUACACCAAGAAAGUAAUUUCUUUUAGGGAAAGUGUCAAGAUAUCAAGUAACCCUGUCCAGAAAGCCAUUUCCAGGCUCAUCUGUCUGUGUAGGCAUGUGGUUUUACUCUUGUAAAGAUACAUUGACCAAACUCUGGAACACAGAUCUGACACUGGAAGGCAACCCAUUCACAUGUGGAUGCAGAAGGGCACUUUAUUUUGUAUCCUGAAAAGGGCCUACAGUGGCCAGUACAAAACUCU